Molecule: messenger RNA, 1648 nt
Organism: Ilex paraguariensis (yerba mate)
Lineage: Eukaryota; Viridiplantae; Streptophyta; Magnoliopsida; Aquifoliales; Aquifoliaceae
Source: the annotation of a GenBank genome assembly
UGUUCUCCGACAAGUCCUCCACCCACAUCCAUUUUGUCGAUCAUUCAAAAUUAGGAUCGAUAAAAAAUUACUUUUAACUUGCAAGUUACUGUUUAGCCGGUUGUCCCUUCGGCUCUUCCUUUUUCGCUUGUCUUUUGCUCUGACACUACAACAGCUUUUCGGUAUGGUGCCGCUGUUUGACCGGGCAGUACCGUAGACUUCCCUUUUAUUAUUUAUUAAAAGCUGCCGAAGGACGCUAGCACGCAAAGCAUCAACUCUCCUGUGAAACAUUUUCUGCAUCUCCGUUAGAUUUUCUGUCGACCCAUUGGUACUGUCAAUGGGAAACAAUUGAAAAAUUGAUCUUCACUUGCAAUUGAAUGGUGGAACAGUUAUGGGAUGGGAGCUCAGAAGAGCAUCCACGCUGGCAAAGGUCAGUUCUUUCUAUUUAAUCCUAAUUAAAACUCAAAACCCAACUAUGUAUUUAUGCCUUGGUGUGUGGAAAAGUGUGGCAAACCAAUUAUGCAAGUGGUAAGGUUGCAAGUGAUUGGUUGGUGAUUUAUUUGUACAGCCAAUAUCGAUUUCAAUGCUUUGAUUUAACCCAAAAAUAUAUCUAUGGUAUAGUGAAUACACUAUACUAUAGCCGUAUCGGUAUUACAAUGGUAAUAAUAGUAUUCAUUCUUGAGCUAUUGAGUAUGAUGCUUUUAGUGAACCAUUGGUUUGGACAGCCAAGAUAGACUUCAAUGUCGAUUUAACACACAAGCUAUGUGCUGUUUUGAUGCUCCACUCUUUCAGGAACUCUGGUAGCCCAUUUUCACUAGUUAUUGGGACCCUUUGCAUCAAACACUCCAAUAUAUUUGGCAAAUGUGAAAAACUUGAUAUAUUGUGGGAUAAAGGACUUUAUGAUUCCAAUGUCUUGGUAGCUUACAAGAAGCCGAGGCCUGAAUGGCUUGGUCAACAGUCUGUUAUCAUUCAGCAUUCAAUUUCUCCUGAGAUUGGUAUCCAUGGCUUUCCCGUUGAGAACUUCUCCCGCUCAGAUAGCAGAGGUGUGAAUCUCUGUCGCUUAGCUGUAGGAUUAGAUUUGAGUGAGCCUAAAAGUUCCAACUGGAGCAGCAAAACCAGUUUGAAGUUUGAGGUCAGUGUCUUAUCAAAUUCACCAGGAACUACUCCGUCAUCUUCAUACAUUUUUUCGAUACAACUAUUUGCAUAUUUACUGUUACUAGUUGAGUGGAAAAAUUUAUUAUUAUUUGUCAAGCAGCAUGUCUGCCCAGUUAGUGAUGAAGGCCGCUCAAUAAGCAGAGAUCUUCAUGGGUUGCCAGUGACUUGCAGUGGUGGUUCUCAUGACAGUAGGGUAGUGUUGAAGCAGGAGUCUCGAUUUGCAAAGGUGAAUGAUCGUAGUUUCACCCGAUUUAGUCUGCAAAUAGAACAAGGGAUUCCUCUUCUAACUAAAUGGCUAGUCUUCAACCGGUUCAAGUUUGUUGCAUCAAAGUGGAUCAGACUUGGGCCAGCAUUUCUAUUGACAAGCCUUACAGGUGGUUCUGUUGUAGGGGACAUAGCUCCUUAUCAAGCAUUUGCCAUUGGGGGACUUGGCAGUGUGCGGGGUUACGGUGAGGGCGCAGUUGGAUCGGGUAGAUCUUGUCUUGUUGCUAACAGUGAAUUGACAUUACCUCUG